GGGGCGGAGCGGAAGUUGCUUUGUUUUGCUUCAAGAUGGCUGCGGGGAUGUAUUUGGAACAUUAUCUGGACAGUAUUGAAAACCUCCCAUUUGAACUGCAGAGAAACUUCCAGCUCAUGAGGGACCUGGACCAAAGAACAGAGGACCUGAAGGCUGAAAUUGACAAGUUGGCCACUGAGUAUAUGAGUAGCGCCCGCAGCCUGAGCUCCGAGGAGAAAUUGGCCCUUCUCAGACAGAUCCAGGAAGCCUAUGGCAAGUGCAAGGGAUUUGGUGACGACAAGGUGCAGCUUGCCAUGCAGACCUAUGAGAUGGUGGACAAACACAUUCGGCGACUGGACACAGACCUGGCCCGUUUUGAGGCUGAUCUGAAGGAGAAGCAGAUUGAGUCAAGUGACUACGACAGCUCUUCCAGCAAAGGCAAAAAGAAAGGCCGGACUCAGAAGGAGAAGAAGGCUGCCCGUGCGCGUUCCAAAGGGAGGAACUCGGACGACGAGGCCCCCAAGGCCGCCCAGAAGAAGCUAAAACUUGUGCGCACAAGCCCUGAGUAUGGGAUGCCCUCAGUGACCUUUGGCAGUGUCCACCCCUCUGAUGUGUUGGAUAUGCCUGUGGAUCCCAACGAACCCACCUAUUGCCUUUGUCACCAGGUCUCCUAUGGAGAGAUGAUUGGCUGUGACAACCCUGAUUGUUCCAUCGAGUGGUUCCACUUUGCCUGUGUGGGGCUGACCACCAAGCCUCGGGGGAAGUGGUUUUGCCCACGCUGCUCCCAAGAGCGGAAGAAGAAAUAGACCAGGGCCUUGGAUUCCAACACAGUUUCUUCCACAUCCCCUGACCUGGGCUAGUGGGGAGCGGGAUGCCUGGCUGGGGUCAGGGAGAGGUGGGUGGCGCAGAGUUGUCAUCCCCUCUCCUCCCCUCCCCACUCCUGGUGCUGAGGCUGCACCCAGACCCUGGUACGGGGGUUGCUGCAGCCACUAACGGUAUGUGCUCUCAUUCAGCCCGCCCCCUUCAGAGGGAAGGGGUCUUGCCCACUGUCCUUUUGCCUCCAUGCUGAGGUUGGUGCUGUAUUUUUGAGGGAUGGUCCUCUUUACUCCCCUUGCUUUGUAUUUAAGGACUGGGGCAGUAGCAUGGGGCCCUCCCCCAGCCUCCUGAGCCCCUCCCCUCGUGGGGGGCCAUGGCGUGAUCAACUUUCUUCACUCUCUUCCUGCUUUUCCAGCGGGGGCUCCUCCAGAUCAUCUGGGCUGUGGCCCUGGCUGAAGGGUCACCCCUUCCUCUGUGCCAAGAGGAUUCGUCCUGGUUUGUGAGUGGGAGGGGCAGGGUGGAGUGCAGAUAUCUCAUAUGUAAAGGAAUUGGGUCGGUGAAUAAAAGCUGUACAUGUUGGCCUGCUGUGUUUAUUGUAGAGACACUAUUUUAGUACAUGUGCUAAGCAU
Molecule: messenger RNA, 1424 nt
Organism: Lipotes vexillifer (Yangtze River dolphin)
Lineage: Eukaryota; Metazoa; Chordata; Mammalia; Artiodactyla; Lipotidae
Gene: ING4
Product: inhibitor of growth family member 4
Exons: 8
Coding region: 36-785 (249 amino acids)
Biological process (GO): regulation of DNA-templated transcription; positive regulation of apoptotic process
Cellular component (GO): nucleus
Source: RefSeq, a predicted model, not a curated record